UUGACAUCCAUCGCCGAGAUCCUCUGGAGACUUUGGAGUAUUGAAGAUAAAUAAGAGACGUCACGAGGCGUUUUCCACCUUUUAAUGAUUUCUGUAUUCGUUUUGCUUUAAUGGGAAAAGCCACUGUUUACUUCUCCCGUGAUCGUCCACAGUAAGACGACAUCAUCUCACCAGCUGUCGCGCACCAUCAGGCUGUGACGUCACGGCGAGUCUGUCUCACGGCAACACAGCAAUUCAGUUCGGAUAUAUUUGUAGCGCACUAUACCAUUUGUCAUUGUACGGUUUAGUACAUAUAGUGGUUGAAAGGUCACGUGUUUUGAACACAGCGAACCGAACGUCAAGUGCAACAUAGUGGAAGUGCGAGAGCUUCAGCAGGUCUGUUUGUGCACUGAGGUAUAACGCGACUGCCAGAAUCGCAGGGACAUGGCCAGGCCAGAGCAGAUCCUGAUUUUAGAGCCUCAACACGAGCUGAAAUUCCGAGGUCCAUUCACAGAUGUGGUGACCACAACUUUGAAGCUUUCUAACCCCACAGAUAGAAAUGUGUGCUUUAAAGUGAAGACAACUGCACCACGUCGCUAUUGUGUGCGUCCAAACAGUGGAGUGAUUGAAGCUGGGACCUCGGUUAAUGUCUCCGUUAUGCUGCAGCCAUUUGAUUAUGAUCCCAAUGAGAAGAGCAAGCACAAGUUUAUGGUGCAGUCGUUAAUGGCCCCACCUGACAUGACUGACAUGGAGGGUCUGUGGAAGGAGGCCAAGCCAGAGGAACUGAUGGACUCUAAGCUGCGAUGUGUCUUUGAAAUUCCAAACGAGAAUGAGAAAACGCAUGAUAUGGACACAAGUAAGAUGAUUUCCUCUAGUUUUUUUAAAUCGGAUUCAUCCACAUUGUCCAUGAAGUUGGGGUCCAGUUUAGAUGAUGGAGAUGUGAAGAGGAUUAUGGAAGAGUGCAGAAGACUUCAGGUGGAGGUGCAACGACUAAGAGAAGAAAACAAACAGAUCAGGGAAGAUGACUGUCUGCGGAUGAGGAAGAACACAGUGAUGGCAGCUCAGCAUUCCACACCUUCAUCUGUCACUGUGAAGGACGAGGGCUUGAGCAUCAGGGUCAUCGCUAUAAUUGUGCUAUUCUUUGUCAUUGGCGUCACUGUAGGGAAGUUGCUCCUGUAAAGAUAAUGGAGAGUUUCGUGACAGCAUGCAAUGUGAAUGAAACAAACCUAACAAACGUAUUUUGAUGCUGAAUAUUCAGUUGCAAUGCCAUAUCAUUUUUGGAUAGUGCUGGGUCACUGAAUUAUGUAAAAUGAAAAUAAACAUUAUUCCACCUUGUGUGCAAAAUAUUAGGGGAAUACAUAAACCAAGCACUGUCCCUAUAGUGACAAAAUGACAUCAUUCAGGCCAUUCACUGAACUAUUUUAGAAACACUAGUGCUCAAAUAUUCAUACAAAGCUGUUAUCUUAUAUACUGUCAUCUUAAUUUCAGAGUUCAACUAAGGUCAGUUAAAGAUUAUGACUGUUUUGUUUAGACAGAGUGCAGAAGCUUAUUACAUUUACUUAUAUUUACACUAAAAGCUCUUUCAAAUAAUGACCAUACAAAUGAUUAUUUAUUAAAUGUAUAUGUGCGUGCACACACAAUGAAUAUUAAAAGUCUACACACUCCUUUUAAAAUGAAAGUUGUUUGUUUUGGAAAAAUGAAAUGAAGCCUGGUAUUUAUAGCACAGACAAGUGAAGAAUAGACAGUCAGAAAAUAUCAGUACUAUAUAUACUAAUUAUAUUUCUGCAGCUCCUUUAAUGAUAACAUAGGUCUCUUGGCAGCUUACCAGUUCUUGGUGAUGUUGCUGUUGUGUUUAUGUUUUCUGUUUGUUGAUGAUUUGUUUUUGCUGUGUUUCAUUAAAUAUCUUAUGUUUUGGAAAUUAAUUAUACUCCUCUAAUAUUUUAUACCUUACCAUAAUUUGUGCAUCAUCUUCAGCAGUCAGACGAGACCAAAAAGAUAAGAAAAUACUGCAGACAGAUGUUUAUUGGGUCAGUCGGAACAAUUUUAUUGGUGACAUCUGUAUAAUAAUUACUUUUGACCAUGACACUGAAUGUGAUUGGUUAAUUCUGUACAAAGCCACAUCCAUAAUUAUACAAGGGUGUGCAGACUUAUGCAACCAGAUAAUAGGAAUAUUGCUUUUGCUUAAAUGUAUGCAUUGUAAUGACUGUGUAGACUUUUUAUAUCCAUUGUCUAUAAUCCAUGGUGUGUCUAUGAACUCAAACCUUGCAUCCAAAGUUAUUUAAUUAAGCCAGAGAGGAGUAAGGCAUAGGGCUGAUGUCAGAGAAAUGCUUCCAGUGUUGAUCUUGAGCUUGGGGCAGAUAAACUUUCCUAUAGUGUUGGUUUCAAUAUUUCUUUAUCUUUUUUCUUUUAACGGUUGAUAGUGUCUGAUAGUGUGUCUAAUUGUGUGUCAACUAGGGCAUAAACCUUUUUGUUUUAAUUUUUUUUUAGAUAUUUAUAUUUUUUGUUUGUUUGCAUAUUAUAUUAUGUAUUUACUACAGGUCCCUUGUCUAAGCAUGACAAAGCUGUAGUUUUCUUAAAAGUGGUGUGGUUGGCAAUUCCCUUAGAGAUGCUCAUGAGAAAUAAACUUGCCGGUCCAACACUAUGUGCAAACUUAACAAACUGAAAAAACCCUAUAGGUUUAUGCUAUAGCUUUGACAACCACUACACUACCCAGUGGCAUUUCCUGUAUCCAGUACUGCUCAUGUACAGUCAAUUCCAUAAAUGUUUCGAAAUUGAGGGAGAUGUUAUUUUAGCUGUCUACCGCAGUAUAUUGUAGUUGUUAACUAAUUAACAUUAGUUCAAAAUGUAGACUUUCUGUUUUAAGGGCAUUUUCAACCAUAUGGAUGAAAAGAACCCAUGGACAUCACCAAAUACUGGGUUUCUUCCCUGGUGAUUCUCUGCCAGGCCUUUAUCGAAGCUUAAUUCUGUUACUAUUACUUCUUCUGCCAUUUCUUUUCAGUUGUUUAAUUAAAAAAUAAAAUGCCUGCUUAAUUGGAUUCAGGUCAGUCACUGUCCAAUGACUUGAUGCAGCCGACUGAAUCAGAACAGAUAAUAUAGUCCUAUAGACUUCUAUAGACAGAAUUCAUCUUGCAGCAGUUACAUCAUCAACAAAUAGAAUGAAUCCGUUCUAUGAAUGAGUUCUAUUGGCAGACAUACAGACCAAGGGGAGGUGGUAUGCUCUGGAUUAUGACCCAUUCCCUUUCUUCUACAUACCUGUCUUUCCUUAUAAUUCUGGAACAAAUUGAACUUUGUUUUAUCUGAUGUUGUUCUAGAACUGUAAACUUUGUGGUAAAGUUUGUUGAAACCUGAUCAUCCUUUUCAAACACCCUAUUAUUUCUUUAGUCCCCUUUAAUACCCUCUUGUUACUACCACCUCUCUUCUUGGAAGGAUUUCUUUUAGAUUGUAGAGGUCAGGGCUCUAUGUGACCCACAUGAGUUCCUCUACUCCACUCUUAGCAAACUGUAUUUAUGGACCUCCCUCUUUUACACAGGGGCAUUUAUCAUGCGGGAAGUAGUUUCAAGCCAAUGGAAUAGGACCCCUUCCCUUUCAGUGAAGGAAAAUUGUAAUGCUUCUGCAUACAAAGCACACCCUUUACAAUUCUGUGCUUCCAAUUUUGUGGCACCAGUUUCUGAAAGGCAGAAAUAUGUGUGUAAAUUUCAUGUGUCUCCAAACUUUGGGAGAGUUAUGAAGGGAUUAUUCUUUACAAUGGAAAGUAACCUACUGCAAUAUUCCACAGUUGUUUUCCAUGUUUUUUUAGGCCAUUGGUUACCUUUCGCCAGUACAUAUUUUCUUUCUAGGAAUCUAUCAAAUAUUUGAUUUGGCCACACCUGAUAUUUUGUUUGUACAUCAUAAAGAGAGUUAACAGCAUAAAACUUUACAAACACAAAUGCCACACACCUCUAGACCUUUAAUCUGCUAACUUCUAUGCAGUUAUAAUGUGUAAGGUUCACCUGGCCAUGAAACAUGAGCAAAUUAUUGUCCCUUAAAAAAGAAUAUAUAAAAAGAACUGUAAUCCUUACAUUUUCAUUCUGUUUGCAUUCAUAUGCAUAUCUACGGUAUGAUGUGGUAGACUACUAAAUAACAAUAUCUUUGAAAAUGUCCAAAUGUUUAUGGACCUGUCUGGUUUUUUUUAAGCCAAAAGGUAUUAAGACAAUUGCAUGGCUCAGAAUUAAUCUUAUAGUGUUUCUGUUGUAUGUUAUACACUGUUUAUUCUGCUGCAUUAGGCUGUAAAGUUGCUGUACUAUUGAAAGACCUCUGAUUUGA
This is a messenger RNA of Tachysurus vachellii, 4281 nucleotides long. RefSeq names its product VAMP (vesicle-associated membrane protein)-associated protein B and C (gene vapb). Bases 424 to 1158 code for a protein of 244 amino acids. Gene Ontology annotation, cellular component: plasma membrane; endoplasmic reticulum membrane. The transcript has 6 exons. Gene Ontology annotation, biological process: endoplasmic reticulum membrane organization. Gene Ontology annotation, molecular function: FFAT motif binding. The record is from RefSeq and is a predicted model, not a curated record. Lineage: Eukaryota; Metazoa; Chordata; Actinopteri; Siluriformes; Bagridae.